Oncorhynchus kisutch (coho salmon) is the source of this 4245-nucleotide messenger RNA. RefSeq lists its product as uncharacterized. The coding region runs from base 183 to 1022 and encodes 279 amino acids. The record is from RefSeq and is a predicted model, not a curated record. NCBI's taxonomy places the organism in Eukaryota, Metazoa, Chordata, Actinopteri, Salmoniformes, Salmonidae. The transcript is spliced from 6 exons.
CCCUGUAGAGCGAAUCCCCCACCGCCUGCCAUCGACAUAGCUUCCACUCGUGAGUUUCGUAAGGAUCUUGUGUAAGGCUGUUGUUACAUAGUCUUCAAUGGCUAUUACAUAUAUAUGUAGUAGCUAUCUACAGUGUUUCCAGAAGUCCGGAAAAUUGUCAGUCGCUCACGUCGCAUGUGAAGAUGUAUCCGAAAAGAAAAAGUGCAAUGGAUAGUAAAAUUAUUUCGGCAGAAAUUGCUUUAGGUCUUGUUCUGUGUACAGCAUAUCGGAUAAUUUCGAAAAACAUUUUCAGUCAACAGGAGGAGAGUCAACCUGUUGACAGUGAACAGUUUGAGCUAACAAGGUCACUAGUGUGUGUAUGGCUUGCAAGCAACAUAAAGUUCCUACUCAUUAAAUGCAACAGCAAUCCAGUUUCACUGUCUGCACAUUCAACAUCCAGGCUGAUUGCAUUUCUGGCACUUCUACUGGAUAGCUGCUACGGAAUUAAUUAUCAGAGACUAUAUACUAACGAACGGCCUACAGUGGACAUGGCCGUGUGUUCUUUCUUCAUAGUGAGCAGUGUUGUCCUCUUCUUUUUGGACCACAGCCAGCUGCAGAGCAGAGUGGACUUGCGCAUGAUCUUCAGUGACUCUCAGAAGUUCUUCCUUCAGAUGGACUUUUUUGCCACCUUUGUCUUUGGCCUCCUCUGGCUGGCCUUCCCCGAUUGGCUCCUAGGAUUCCAGCCCAUUACAGGUUCUGAGGACAUCUUCCAUCUUCACCUCAGUAGAGCCUUUGGCGCCAUGAUGGUGGGUGACAGUUUUGUCUCUUUUACAACACAGAAUUUCCAACCCAACAAAGAAAAGCCAUCCGUGUUCAUAAGCCGAGCAGUGGGCAGCUUGGUGCUGCUGGUGUUCCUGGUCCACUCUCAGCUGACCACCUCUGCCUGGGCCCCUGCCCAGAUCUGGUUUGGCCUGGUGGGAGCCAGCCUCUGGACAGGAAACUCCAUCUUAGGUUACCUCAGCUCUAAACAACAAAAUAUGUAAGAAGUCCAUUCACACAGACACAACAGUCACAACAUAACGGGCAGAAGUUACAUUGAACCCUCUUCUGUGUCCCACAAGACUGUUAGCCCGCUUAAGUGAAGUUGAUCACGUGAGCAUGGUUAUUCAAACCACAGCUGUUGCAUAGAAAGCAGAGGCAGAUUCUCUGGGAACCUGGAGUGACUUCAAAUGAGUGAUUAUUUAUUGUUAAAAAUGUCCAUCCUAUGUUGUUCAGUCUUAUGAUUUUCAUACUUCACCAUGAAUGAGAUGGUGAUGGUCAUUGCUGACAGAGGUGGAAAGAGACUCUUUGGAAAUCUAAAUGUCUAAAUAUACUGUACUGUACAUUUGUAAAUGUGUAACUCCUCUGAGAGGAGGUUAGAAGCCAUCGGAGAUUGUAAAAGACACUUGACCCUACCAUUCCACUGUACAGAAGUGAAUAGUAAGUAUGCAGGCUCAGCCUUAGAAACAUAAUUAUGAAAUAACUUUUUAGGAACUAUUGAUGGGAAGCGUGGAGGUGUUGUAGCUGCACCCAUAUGACUAAAUAGAUGUAACUGACGUUGAAAUUCUGUCAAGGAAUAAAAGUGAAGGGAAAUGUUACUCAGAAACAUUGUGAUAUUCUAAUCUAGUGCUUCCUUUUUAUUUAUCCUGCUCCAAGGCUAGAACUCUCUGUAACCACUAGAUGGUGCUAUGCACAUGGCGAUGGAGUGCCUCUGAAUUGAUUUGAAUCAUAGGGAAUCUAGGUUUUAAUAGCCCAUCGUUCCUAUCAUUAUAUUUCCAUGACAUAGUCUGACCAGUUGAAUCCAGGUGAAAGCUAUCAUCCCUUACUGAUGUAACUUGUAAAAUCCACUUCAAUCAGUUUAAAUUAAGGGGAGGAGACGGAUUUUUAAGCCUUGAGACAUGGCUUGUGUACAGGGUGAAUGGGUGUAACGGAUGUGAAACAGCUAGCUUAGUUAGCGGUGGUGCGCGCUAAAUAGCGUUUCAAUCGGUGACGUCACUUCCUCUGAGACCUUGAAGUAGUAGUUCCCCUUGCCCUGCAAGGGCUGCGGCUUUUGUGAAGCGAUGGGUAACGAUGCUUCGUGGGUGACUGUUGUUGAUGUGUGCAGAGGGUCCUUGGUUCGCGCCCGGGUAUGGGCGAGGGGACGGUCUAAAGUUAUACUGUUACAUGGGCAAGACAAAAUAUUUGAGUGCCUUUGAGCGGGGUAUGGUAGUAGUAGGUGAGUGUGUCAAGAACUGCAACACUGCUGGAUUUUCCACUCUCAACAGUUUCCUGUGGUCCACCACUCAAAGGACAUCCAGCCAACUUGACACAACUGUAGUAAGCAUUGGAGUCAACAUGGGUCAGCAUCACUGUGGAAUGCUUUUGAUACCUUGAUACCUUGGCAAAUUGAAGCUGUUCUGAGGGCAAUAGGGGGUGCAACUCAAUUCUAGGAAGGAGUUCCUGUUUUGUACACUCAGUGUAUAUGUUAGCUGUUGUGAAUACUUCAAAUUAUAUAGCACAAUGAGUAUAUAUUUUGAUGAUUGUGCAUUGACAGUAAUAGGUACACUCACUUCAUAGGACAAUUUUGGUUGUGAGCUAAAAACACUGACAGGUGCCCUGUCUUUCUAUAAAACAUCCUCACAACUGUUAGUCAAUACUGACACCUUGACCUCGACCAUGAUCAUGCUUAUAAGAAUUCACAACAACACAACAUCAGAGAACUAUAGAGGUUAUUUAAAUCAGUACAACUGCCAGUUGAGUACAGCAGAGAAGAUUGAGGUUGAGGAAAAGGUUACUUGCCUCCACUGGUCCUGACUGCUGAUGUGGUUGGAUUACCAAACUUCCAUUGCUCUUCAUGUGCACUUCUCUCAGCUGGCCACAUCCUUUGUAGUCACCCUAAGAAAAGGUGACUGAACCCUGAAAAACGGAUACCAAAUGACCGACUGUGCUCCGGUGUCUAAUGAGCACACAAAUGAAGCAGGUAAGCAGUUUACAGAGGAGAGGACAAACCUGGGACAAUGAGCAAAACUGGUUGGAAAGAUGUCUUUUGACUUUGAAAAUACGUAUUUUUAAUAAGUUUUGCUUACUGUGGGGUGGAAAUGGGUGCAUCUGCAAUGGCACUUUAUUCCCUAUGUCGUGCACAACUUUUGAAGUUGAGCACUACAAAAGGAAAUGGGGUGCCAUUUCAGACAACGUCUAAGUCACAACAUGUCCUUACAGAUUUCAAAUAAAUCAGUGUGGGUUAGAAUGAUCCAUCCUCAUGAAAGAUGCAGAUAUUCUGUGAAUAAUAACAACACAAGUGUACUUGGUUAUAACAGAUAUUUAAAAAAUGUAAUAAAGCUGCUUUCCUCUCAUCAAGAGGUCAAGCAGGAAGUAGUACUCUAUAUGUUUGGAGUUUGGAGUGUUGCGCUCGCAAGUCAAUAAGAGCCAGUGAGGUUGUUAGAGCCAGUGUGAUCACACUUAGUGAUUCACAAUCACAUGGCAAAGGCAUUGGCAGCAAAGUAUCCCCAGAGCCCAGCAAUUCAAAAGUUGUCUAUCUGGAUUAACGCCUAUAGGAUAAGAUUAAAUGCAUAGAAAUAUAAUGAAUAGAACUCGAGUCCCUAUUCUAGUCAAUUAUUUGUCCAUUCUAUUCAUUUCAAUCCUAUCCAAUAGGCAAAAUCCUGAUAGAUAACUUAAAUCCCUAACAAAGGGAUAGUUGAUAUACAAUAUAUAAUUAAACAUGUCCCCAUUAAUGCAAAUCCACUAGGCACAGAUGUCAAUUCAAUGUUUAGUUUUGAUUUAAAUUUGGUUAAUUUGUCAACUACCGUGAAAUCAACAACAACAAAAUCAUCAUGUCAUUGGAUUUAGAUUCAAAUGCAAAAUUCCCUUGAAUUUGAUUCAACCAGUUUUUGCCCAGUGGGAAGGCUUUUGCACACCAAUCAUUUCCUGGUGUGGGAGGAUUAGACUGUGCUGAUAGCACACAAACACAAAUCUGAAAGGCAAAGGCAAUCAGUUGCUUCAAACUGCACUCCCGUGACAUAAUGUUUCAGUGUGGGUAUCUUCUUCUCAAUGGCAUCUGUUCGCUCUUCCACUCAUUUAUAUGUAACAAUUCACAAAUCACAACUUUAUAUAUAAAAUGAUCCUGUGAACCCUGUCAAUGUUUGUUUCCCCAACAGUUCUAAUAAGAAUCUGGCAAUAAAUGAUCCUAUGUCAAUAAUAUUAAACUCUGAGUUCUGAAAAACAUUUUUAAAAUAAAAAAUGUUAACAUCA